This is a messenger RNA of Lytechinus pictus (painted urchin), 2110 nucleotides long. RefSeq names its product SH3 domain-binding protein 5-like. The record is from RefSeq and is a predicted model, not a curated record. The transcript has 7 exons. The coding region runs from base 35 to 1666 and encodes 543 amino acids. Gene Ontology annotation, biological process: negative regulation of protein tyrosine kinase activity; intracellular signal transduction. NCBI's taxonomy places the organism in Eukaryota, Metazoa, Echinodermata, Echinoidea, Temnopleuroida, Toxopneustidae. Gene Ontology annotation, molecular function: protein kinase inhibitor activity. Gene Ontology annotation, cellular component: cytoplasm.
GUUCGAUACCGUUACAUAUCGUUGGUUGCUGAAUAUGGCUGAAUUAUGCGAAGAGGAGAUAGACCCAAGAAUCAAGGAGGAACUUGAACGUUUGAAUUCAUCGACAGACCAAAUCAACUCCUUGGAACUACAGCUUGAUGAAGUACGAGCGACAUUUCGGCAGGCUCUCACAGAGUCAACACAAAGUCUCAAUGCGAUCUCUAAGAAAAUUGGAAGUGCGAUAGAAAAGGCACGGCCUUAUUAUGAAGCCAGACAGAAGGCUAAAGAGCUUCAACUGGAGACCCAGAAGGCUGCUCUACGCUUUGAGCGAGCCUGCAGCAUGCUGACAGCGGCCAAGGAAAUGGUGGACUUGGCUGAGCAGGGUCUGUUCCAGGAUGGGCGCACCUUUGAUGCCAACUGGCAGGAGAUGCUCAACCAUGCCACAAUGAAGGUUGGUGAAGCCGAGAAUGAGAGGACACUUAGCGUUCAUGAGCAUCUCAGCACAGCCGCUAACUUCAAUGAGGCAGAGAGAGAGGUGAAAAGGCUGCAGAAAUCACUACGAAGCAACAUCAAUAAAUCAAGGCCCUAUUUUGAGAUGAAAGCUUCAUUCAACCAAAACCUUGAGAGACACAAAAGAAGAGUCAGUGAACUAGAGAAGGAUGUUUCAUCUGCAAAGAAAGUGUAUUCUAAUGCUCUACGGAAACUGGAACAGAUCAGUGACCAGAUCCAUGAGCAACGACGGACGUCUGCGUCGAAACUUGGCCAAAGAGAAUCUGGGGUGGGUGCAGAAGCCUCGCCCAUCAUCCGAGACAACCCGUCAUCCUUUUCACCGGGUCAUAACCGGAAUCUCUCGGUGGAGGUGAAGAAGAUUGACCUGGUCAUCAAGCAGCAUCGAGAUAGUGCGUCACCGUCGCAACGAUCCAAGGACGACAUGGAUUUAUCGCCGUCAAAGGUGUAUCCACUUCCACAGAGGCCUCUGAGCUACUCGGAUAAUAGGGCACCCGAUCCACAUUCCAUCCUGGCCUCGUUCGAGUCGACCGAACACCUGGACAAUAUUUCUGACACCGUCAGUUGCAUGUCGGAGCCCAUGCUUGACAUAGACUAUGAGGAGGAGUUUGAUAGCGGAUUGGACACGCUAGCCUCCAGGACAACGGCUUCAUUGGUCUUCACAGGAACAGAAGGUCCAUUUGAGGAUAAGGACAUUGACAAGAUGAAAUCAGAGUCAACAUCUCCUGUAGAGCAUCAAGAAGCAUCCGAUAGACUGGCAACCAAAGUUUCGGAUCAAGCAACUAUUGAAGGAAAUGGUGCAGAAGACACUGCACUUGUUCAUGGUAGGUCAAAUAAUGAAGGAACUGCAGACAUCGCAGAAGAUGUGUCCAAUGAUCUCACUCCAAGACAGCAUCCAGGAGAUGAUACAGGUGAUACUGAUGAAGGUUGUGCAGCUGAUGAGCCUGAUGUGGAAUGUCCGACCGGAGGCCAUGAAAGAACCCAUCCUGCAGGGCAAGACAACUCUGCAGCAGUUAUCAACACCAAAUCAGCUGACAUCCAGGAGACAGUGUCUCCAAAUCAUCAAAAUCCAGAUAAUGUUGAUGCUGAAGAUCAGACACAAAGUCAUUGUGAUGACCAACUGUUUGUGGAAGAAGAGGAGACGGAUGGGACGGUGGUAGAAGAAGAGACAUUUGUUUGAGGGUAUUCAGAGCUGCUUAUUUUUAUCAGGUACAAGUACUUGCCGUGUGUGGAAGUCAUUGUGUGUUGUAGUCAUUAUUUAUCGCCAUCCCUAUUUCGUGAGUUCCAAACGUGUGUAAUCUACACUGUGCAAAGGUAUAUGCCAAUAUGUCAAUCCUUCAUGUGAACAAUAUUAGCUUAGCAAGCGAUGGUUCCAAACAAGACAUCCUUGCACCAGGCAUAUAUAAGCAGAAUAGAGGACUAAAGUCAUUGCUAUCUUUAAUAGACCCUUGGCUAGCUGAAACUUUUGGGGGGGCGUGACAUCACAUUAUUUACUCUAUAGUGCUAUUGCCUCUUGUGCUUAGUAGUGGAUGAUAUUGCAGUCCAAGUUGCUCAUUUUUAAGUGUAAAAAUAAUUUAUCAUAAUUUCACCUUGAAGAUGAAAUCAUAUUCACUGAUUUUUUUUU